Molecule: messenger RNA, 1002 nt
Organism: Pyricularia oryzae 70-15
Lineage: Eukaryota; Fungi; Ascomycota; Sordariomycetes; Magnaporthales; Pyriculariaceae
Exons: 2
Coding region: 1-1002 (333 amino acids)
Source: RefSeq, a predicted model, not a curated record
AUGGACGAGACACGGCCACGUGAGGGCACGUCGGCAGACAAGACUUUUAUUCCCACCGGACAGUCCAAACAGUCGCUGUUGACAAGCCCACACCCCGGGCCCGAAUCUAUACCGUCGCCGCAGUCCGUUCCAGACGCAGGAGCUGCCGCCGCCGCCGCCGCCGCCAGCCCAGUCAUGCAGAUCUACCAUCAACAACACUCGGGUGGGAUCGAGGUGGUCCACGACAGCUAUGGGCUGCACCCGUCGUGCGCGCGCUGCAAUAACGUCAGUAGCAGCCAGGUCAAUUCCAUGUCGGAGGAGAAGAUCGCCGUGGUCUCGCCGCAUACGGUCGCCGCUAGUUCUUGGCCUGAGUCCAAUAGUCAGACGACUUGGAACAGCACCGCCAGUCAGGUCCCGGCAAGGGAGAAGAGGAUAUGUGGCUUGCGGCCUACGACCUUGUUCCUCUCGCUGAGCAACAUUCUUUUCGUUCUUGGUCUGGUCGCCUUGGGGGUAUAUCACGCCAUGGCGACCAAGGGUGGAAACACAAACCAGCCUGUGGCAGAAGCAGGCGUGUGCGUUGCACCAACAAACAACAACACCACCAACGCCACCAGCAAGCCCUCCGAUAGCCGCAACCCCAACAUCUGCUUCGACACGACCACGCCACCGGCCGCGCGCUCCCAGUACGGAGUCACGCGCGCCGACUGUCCUCGCGACGGCGACAAGCGAUACACGGUCCCGGGCACCAACAUGACCUUCACCCGGACCUGCGGCAUCGACUUUAAGGACAACGACCUCGGGUGGCUGCCGACCCCGACCAUGGAGGACUGCCUCGCCCUCUGCGCGCAGCUGAACCUGUACCCCAGCAGCGGGCGGGGUUCAUGCCUGGGAGUCACGUGGGUGUUUGGCGGUACGCAGGGUGAAGGGAUGAGCUUCUGCUAUCCAAAGUACAAGGUAGACACCAGGGGGGCGGGGGGAAACGAUAAAGAGAGUGCCAUAUUGGUCACGGGCGGUGCGGCGUAG